AUGGUUACCACCACCUUCAAUGUCACUGAGGCCGCCGACGCCGCACAGCCCAAUCUGGGCGGGGCCCAAUUCGCCUCGCACACCUGGGUGGAGCCUAUUAUUGUGGUGUCUAUCAUGGUUGCCUCCCUCACCGUCAAUCGUCGACGAGGCUAUCGACUCAUGAACUCAACCCGAGGUCGCUCGCCCACGCGCUCUCUUCUGCCACACAACCAUGUUCAAGACCUUUCCCCGGACAGCUCUGCGGACGACGACUCGUACCUGUCCAAUGACUCGGAUGUCUUCACCUCAUCCAAGCAUCCGCCCAAGAAACGCAACUGUUGUGGCAUGGUCAUCCAUACUCCCAAUUCAUCCAGAUUCGCUAAUCAUUUCCACUCCCGCAUCCUCGCAAAAUUCCCCUUCCUGAUCGAAAUGUUCUACUGGGCUCUGAACCUGCUGUUUUACACCCUGACUAAGGCCAUUGCCCAAGUCACUUUUUCCGGCUACGACGGGCUUUGGCAGCUCGCCCAAGACCACGGUGUGCUCAUCCUCGACAUUGAGCACAAAUCUUGGCUCAGAUUUUUGUUCCCCAUCCAAGAAAGCGACUUCCAAGCUUGGUUCCUCAAUGGCCAUUUGUCUGCCAUCACCUUUUUGAAUCGCAUCUACUCCCUGGUUCAUAUCCCCGGCACGGUUGCCUUUCUAUCAUGGUACUACUACGCCGCACCAUCUCAUUCCUCUUUCGCCACGGUUCGUCGAACAAUGACCCUAGGCAACUUCGCCGCCUUUUCCACCUUUACCUUUUUCCCAUGCAUGCCUCCUCGCCUGUUGCCUGAAGAGUAUGGCUUCCACGACACCGUCCGCCAAGCCAAUGCCGAAUCCGUCUGGAUGGGUGGCAAUUAUGUCAACCAACUCGCCGCCAUGCCCAGUCUGCACUUCACCUACGCCUUCGUCAUCGGCUGCACCUUUCUGUACCAUUCGGGUGUUUUCCGACGCACCCUCGGCCGCAAUGAGCCGCGAAAGUCAGUCUCGACCCAAAUCUUCUUCCUCACCGCGGGCAUAUUGUAUCCUCUGCUCGUUCUCACGGUGAUUGUCGCCACUGCAAACCAUUACUGGCUAGACGCGGCGGUGGCCAUGUGUACGACCUCCCUUUCCUUCUUGUGCAACAAGAUAUGGUUCUUUCUGCUGCCUGCCGAGGAUGUGUUGUGCUGGGUGCUCAGGUUGGACAAACCUGCCCCGACAACCGGGCAGAGACUGGAACCACAGACGGGACGAUAUCAUAUUGUCAAAGACGAGGAGGACCGAUGA
Molecule: messenger RNA, 1281 nt
Organism: Capronia epimyces CBS 606.96
Lineage: Eukaryota; Fungi; Ascomycota; Eurotiomycetes; Chaetothyriales; Herpotrichiellaceae
Exons: 3
Coding region: 1-1281 (426 amino acids)
Biological process (GO): sphingolipid biosynthetic process; inositol phosphoceramide metabolic process
Cellular component (GO): inositol phosphoceramide synthase complex
Molecular function (GO): inositol phosphoceramide synthase activity
Source: RefSeq, a predicted model, not a curated record